This is a messenger RNA of Cynoglossus semilaevis (tongue sole), 805 nucleotides long. RefSeq names its product neuropeptide B (gene npb). The record is from RefSeq and is a predicted model, not a curated record. Gene Ontology annotation, molecular function: G protein-coupled receptor binding. Gene Ontology annotation, biological process: G protein-coupled receptor signaling pathway; feeding behavior. The transcript has 3 exons. Bases 136 to 531 code for a protein of 131 amino acids. NCBI's taxonomy places the organism in Eukaryota, Metazoa, Chordata, Actinopteri, Pleuronectiformes, Cynoglossidae.
GGCAGACCCUCUGGAAAUAAAGAACCUGGCAUCAGACCCGUCCUACGGGGAUGUGAUGAAGAGAUUACGACAGAGUCUGCAGCAGUGGCAGUGGGAGACAAGAGACCCUUGGCUGUGCGUCAGAGCCGUUUAGACAUGGAGAGGUCCGUUCGGUUUGCCGUUGUGUGCGUCGGCCUUUUUCUGCUCAUUUCCUGCCAUCCCAUCGAAGCCUGGUACAAGCAGUCGACCGGACCAAGUUACUACUCGGUGGGUCGCGCCUCCGGUUUGCUGUCCGGAAUACGAAGGUCGCCGUUCAUCCGAAGGUCCGAGUCUGAGGAGGCAGUGAUGGACAGUGGAAAGGCUGCGGGCAACAACAAUGUUCCUGCAGAAAUCAGCGAGCAGAUAUCGGUCCUUAAGAACAUGGCCAUCUGCGUCAAGGACAUAUCUCCAAACCUGAAAAGCUGUGAGCUGCUCCAGGACGGAACGGGCACCUUCCACUGUACGGCGAACGUCUUCCUCACUCUGGACUCACUGGACUGUCUGUCCGCAUGAACUGCGGUCAGAACCUUCGGAGCGGGUCCGCGUCCGCCACCGUGCCCUGGGAGCUCCUCUUCGGAAACUGACUGUCAGGGGAUGAGUGCGUUUUGGGGGAUGGCGCAGAGUAAAAUCUAAUCGAUGAAUGUUUGGUUUGUUUUUGUUUUCAUCUGAAAACAAUGUUAUUGUACUUUUCUGACAUGAAAUACAUAAUACUAAGGUAGAAGAAGUGUGGAGAGUAUUUCUAUGCAUUUUUAUUUAUUAUAUUGAUUAAAAUGUACACUGAAAACAU